Molecule: messenger RNA, 2346 nt
Organism: Pelmatolapia mariae (spotted tilapia)
Lineage: Eukaryota; Metazoa; Chordata; Actinopteri; Cichliformes; Cichlidae
Gene: tafazzin
Product: tafazzin, phospholipid-lysophospholipid transacylase
Exons: 11
Coding region: 97-885 (262 amino acids)
Biological process (GO): cardiolipin acyl-chain remodeling; inner mitochondrial membrane organization
Cellular component (GO): mitochondrial membrane
Molecular function (GO): 1-acylglycerophosphocholine O-acyltransferase activity
Source: RefSeq, a predicted model, not a curated record
GAUAACGACUUCCGGGGUUGGUUACCAUCAGCCUGUUAGCAGGAGACAGGAGAAAGGUGAGUGUGUGUGUGGAUGUAGUGUCAGCAGAGCGCCGUGAUGCCCCUGGAGGUGAGAUGGCCGUUCCCUCAAUGCCCCGCUCUGCCGUGGAGGAUCUCCAGCUCACUGAUCAUGGGCAUGGUGGGCUCCUACUCCUACUUCUGGACCAAGUACAUGAACUGUCUGACGGUCCACAACCACGAGGUUCUGUUGAACCUGGUUGACCAGAGGACCUCGGACACGCCCCUCAUCACUCUGUCCAAUCACCAGUCCUGUAUGGAUGAUCCGCACAUCUGGGGCGUCCUGAGGCUCAGGCAGCUGUGGAACUUCAAAAAGAUGCGAUGGACCCCUACAGCAUCUGACAUCUGCUUCACAAAAGAGCUGCACUCCAGGUUCUUCAGCCGAGGGAAGUGUGUUCCCGUCUGCAGAGGUGAUGGUGUUUACCAGAAAGGAAUGGACUUUAUUCUGGAGAAGCUGAACAAAGGAGAGUGGGUGCACAUCUUUCCAGAAGGCAAAAUCAACAUGACAGAGGAAUUCAUACGUUUAAAGUGGGGUGUUGGUCGGCUGAUAGCGGAGUGCUCGCUUAAUCCGAUAAUCCUGCCACUCUGGCACGUGGGUUUGAGCGACGUGCUGCCCAACGUGGAGCCCUACAUUCCUCGCACGGGCAAGAGAAUCACCGUCCUCGUGGGGAAACCGUUCAGUGUCAAAGAUCUCGUUGAAACCCUCCGAGCUGAAAACAAGAGCCAGUUGGAAAUGAGGAAGACCCUGACGGAUUUCAUCCAGGUGGAGUUUCGGAGCCUGAAAGCCCAGGCCGAGGCCCUGCACAAGCAGGUAGAGACCAGAUCCUGAGUCCUAGCCAUCCUGCGUUUGCCUGCAGACACUCUGGUCCUUCACACAUCAGCCCUGAGGAUAACACCCCAUAUACAGAGAAGCUCCCACACGGAGACAUCACUGAGCCUCAGAGUGUUUCGCCGACGGUCGUAAACGAGCAUUUCUGUAACUUUGGAUGCAACAAACUCAUUUUGUAAUUCAGUUAUUGCUUCAAAAUCAGGCUGGUCCACUGCACACCUAAACAGGACGAGUAGCACUGCAGAUGUGAGAAUGCUUGAUUACAUAUGAAUAUAUGGUUUGUCUGGGACCCUUUAGAACCAGAAGCCCUCAGGAGAAUUUCUUUUACCUCCUUGGUAUCAGAAGGCAUUUUGAUUUUGAUGAUUCAGCUUUUCAUGUCAUCCAACUUUGAAGUCCAGAGCAGCAGCAGAAGCUGGUGUUGAGUCUGAGGAGGAGAGAGGAGGUCAGGGUGAUGGAUGGGCGAGUAAAGGGGCCACCUCACGACCUGUGUGUGUGUGUGUGUGUGUGUGUGUGUGUGUGUGUGUGUGUGUGUGUGUGUUUGUGUGUGUGUGUUUGUGUGUUUGUGUGUGUGUGUGUGUGUGUGUGUGUGUGUGUGUGUGUGGUGGGGGGGGGAACAAUAGCCUUGAACUUUUUUCAUUUUUAAAGUCACAGUUCUUAAAAUUUCACCUUUGUUUUUUUUUUCUUACUGGUGAAAAACACCGUAGAUCUCAAGAGGGCAGCAAACCAAGACUAGUUAACCAAGACUAGUUACUAGGGUGAGCACCUGGUGACUGCCUGGCAACCACCAGUCACUAUGUAUGAAUAAGUAUUUCCACCAGGCUGUAAGUAACAAGAAGGUUUUUCACCUAGCACAGACAGCAGCCGCUCACCAGCGGGUCAUAGAGUGCACAUUUUAUCAGGCAACUUGUUGUCAGUGUGGGAGAAAUGAUCCCUGCUCUGACCGGGCUCUGCACCAGCUGAAUGCUUUUCUCAGUUUUGCUGAAUUGUCCAGUUUUGAUGGUCGGUUUAACCAGUUCUUUUUUCUUUAAGAUGUAAAGCUGCUGUUGUUUAAAGUACUAAAUAUUAGUACUCAUCAUGCUCCUCUGUGCACAUUUUACUGAGGAAGUCAAAGUGCUGCAUGGCAGACGUUUGCAGCUGUUAUCAGAAAGAUGCUCAGGCAGUAAAUGAUUGUUGAGGUAAUCGUACUGUUAUGUUUGAUCAUUGAAUCGCUCCUUGCUUUUUUUCAGUCAUCUCUUAGUUGUGUUGCUAAUUUUCUUUUUCAAUCAAAGUUUUCCUGUUAAUCCUAAAAACCCCUGAAUGCUGCCCCAUCACCGAUGUACAUAACUUAUUUUAUCAUGGAGGACAAAAAGGAUUUUACAAGGGACAAAAUCUGUGCUAAUUUUAUAAAUGCAUCGCCUUAAUGUGAUUGCCACUCUUUCCUAUACUUGAUGUGAAUUCCAAUAAAGAAUCUGACUUUUCUAA